Messenger RNA from Arabis nemorensis, 579 nucleotides. NCBI's taxonomy places the organism in Eukaryota, Viridiplantae, Streptophyta, Magnoliopsida, Brassicales, Brassicaceae. The record is from the annotation of a GenBank genome assembly.
AUGAUAGAUUUCAGUCGAGUCCAGAAGGAGCUCCAAGAUUGCGAGAAAGACAAGGACGCUUCGAAUAUCCGGGUCUGCCCCAAAUCCGAUAACCUCACCCGACUCACCGGAACUAUUCCUGGUCCAAUCGGCACUCCUUACGAAGGCGGUACCUUUCAGAUCGAUAUCACGAUUCCAGAAGGGUAUCCGUUUGAGCCCCCAAAGAUGCAGUUUUCAACCAAAGUUUGGCACCCAAAUAUAAGUAGCCAAAGCGGGGCAAUAUGCUUGGAUGUCUUGAAAGACCAGUGGAGUCCAGCUCUUACUCUGAAGACAGCUCUUGUUUCAAUCCAGGCAUUACUCUCUGCACCAGAGCCCAAAGACCCUCAAGAUGCUGUUGUAGCUGAACAGUACAUCAAGAGCUAUCAAGUGUUUGUAUCAACAGCUCGUUACUGGACCGAAACAUUCGCCAAGAACUCUUCAAUAGAGGAAAAAGUGAAGAGACUUGUGGAGAUGGGUUUUGGAGAUGCUCAGGUUAGGAGUGCUAUUGAAUCAAGCGGUGGAGAUGAGAACAUGGCGCUUGAAAAGCUCUGUUCGGGUUAG